ACGAGCGCGACUACACAUUUUUAAUAAUAAAUUGACAGAUAUGAAAAAAGUGUUUUAAAAAUUCGCGGGAAAAGACAUGAUAUACUUUAUGUUAAAUUAUUUUUUCGGUGCAGAUGUGGAUUUAUUCUACUUGUAAAAAAGAUAUAACGCUAAGUAUUUUUUAAAAUUUUUAACUUGCACCAAACAGAAAAUAAAUUCCCUUAUGACCUUGCUGACGUUAAUAAAUUAUCAUAAUCACAAGAUGGAAUAUAAUGGUUAUCCAAAUGGUAAAGAAUACAAUAAGAUGUUUAUCGAAAAUGAAACUUUAUCGGUAUCUGGAGGAUCUUCACGAAGAGCAAGCCACGAUAGCGUAAAAAGCAUUAAUUUGCCCAUAGACCCAAAACCAUUAGAAAGCAAAUUAAAACGAGAACCGACUCCACAUCCUCAUCAAUUGGACUCCACCUCUAUUGAUUUUAUCGGACAAACGACAAAAACUAGAUCAAAAUCGCUUGUAAACAUUUCAAGACGAAACAGGAGCCCUAGCUUUGACCACGACGGGCUUGGAGAUAUUGAAGAGAGUCCAAAGUAUACGACUUAUAGAAGAGGAAGUUGGCAACAUUCGGACAAUGUUGAUAGGCCCAAGCAGUUGUCGAGGUUCACAUGCAUAAAAGAUGCUUUUGGAGCCCAACUAAAUUCGGAAGAAAAUAUCACACUGCCAGGUACACCUCUUCCAUCUUUAGUGCAAGACUCGACACAGGAAGAAAUUACUGUACCGUUUCAGCUUCCAACUCCGGAUGCAGAAAAAACACAGAUUUCGGAUCCAGACACUUUAUAUUUUCGAGAUGGCAGACGAAAAAUUGAUAUGGUGUUGGUUUAUGAAGAAGAAGAGCUUGGAGUAAUGACUGAAGCUGAAGCAAGAAAAAGGGAGAGCAGGAAAAUGUUUCAGGAAAAUAUGGUAAAAGAAGGCCUGGAACUGGAGCUCGAACAUAAAGACCUCUCAUUUGACGGUAAAACGUGGUUCUUAAAAAUUCACCUACCAUGGAAAACAAAAACCAGAUACGCCGCCCUAAUGGGAAUAAAAUUACCUUGUAAACGAUUUAUUACCAUUUCGGUUAAAGCGUGGGACGACAAAAAGGAUCAAAACCAGAAUAGUUGCUAUCAAUCAUGCUAUGAAAAAUGGAAUAAAAAAUGGAAAGAAUAUUUUGAAUAUAAUCAUGAUCUUAUUCCGAAAGAGCCUUCAUUUUAUGACGCCACCGAGGGACGAGAUAGAGAGGAACAGUUUGUAGUGAAAGAUAGAGCUACGACUUAUUCAAGUGCCCAAAGAAGUUUGAUAGUGAUGCAAAUUCUUUUAAGAGUCAAAUUUGAUGAAACAGAUAAAGUUGGUAUCAGACGACUACUAAACAACGGUACUUUUCUGGCAUGCUUUCCGCUGCAUGAAGGCAAAUGGGAAGAAACAGGGAAGAACGGAGUAUUAUUAGAUAGACGAUUACUCUACUUGGAAUGGGCAAAUUUUGGAAAAAUGUUAAAAAGACAGCCGCUAAACUUAGUCAGAAAAUACUUCGGUGAUAAAAUAGGGCUCUACUUUUGCUGGCUGGGGUUUUACACCAAAAUGCUUAUUUCCCCUGCUAUUGUUGGAACGCUUUGUUUUAUGUAUGGGGUAUUUACCAUGGAUGGAGAUGAUAACACAGCAACGCAUGAAAUUUGUGAUGCCAAUGGUCCAGGAAACAUUACUUUGUGUCCUUUAUGUGACAAGGCUUGCACGUAUACUAGGCUAAAAGAUAGUUGUAAAUUUGCCAAACUAACUUAUCUCUUUGAUAAUCCCGCAACUGUUUUUUUUGCAAUUUUUAUGAGUUUAUGGGCGACAGUAUUUUUGGAACUGUGGCGAAGGAAACAAAGUGUGAUACAGUGGGAAUGGGAUUUACAGGAUACGGAGCAAGACGAAGAGGCGAGACCUGAAUUCGAAACGAGCGUAAAAACUUUCCGGACGAAUCCGGUGACCCGAGAAAAGGAACCAUAUCUUCCAACUUCCCAAAAAGCUUUUAAAUACGUUAUUACUGGAAGUGCCGUAUUUUUUAUGAUUGUUGUUGUGUUAUGUGCAGUUCUUGGGACAAUAAUAUAUCGGUUGUCAUUAGUGACAAUCAUUUAUGGUAGUGAAAAUAUAUUUUUUCAAAAUCACGCAAAAAUAAUAACAUCGGUUAGUGCCGCCAUCAUUAAUUUGAUUUUUAUCAUGUCGCUUACUAGGGGUUAUCAUAGACUAGCAAUUUACUUAACUAACCUGGAAAGCCCAAGAACGGACACCGAGUAUGAAGACUCAUAUACCUUUAAAAUUUUCUUAUUUGAGUUUAUGAAUUUUUAUUCAUCUUUAAUAUACAUUGCGUUUUUUAAGGGAAGGUUCUUUGAAUAUCCAGGAGAUACUGUAAUUAGAAAAUCAGAGUUUUUUCGAGUUAAAGGGGACAUUUGUGAUCCAGCUGGUUGUCUCAGUGAACUUUGUAUUCAAUUAGCCAUUAUCAUGAUUGGCAAACAAAUAUUAAAUAAUUUUGUUGAAAUAUUUAAUCCUAAAUUCUAUAAUUGGUGGCGCUAUAGAACACACAGAUCAAACACCAAAGAUCUUACAAGGAAACACACAAGAUGGGAGGAGGAUUACCACCUGCAAGACCCCGGACGUCUUGCUUUGUUUGAUGAAUAUUUAGAAAUGAUCCUUCAAUAUGGUUUUGUUACUCUAUUCGUAGCAGCAUUCCCACUGGCUCCCCUAUGUGCUCUAUUAAAUAAUAUAGCGGAGAUUCGUCUGGAUGCGUAUAAAAUGGUGACACAAGCAAGGCGUCCGUUGGCUGAAAGAGUGGAAGAUAUUGGAGCCUGGUAUGGGAUUCUUAAAGCUAUAACUUAUGCAGCCGUUGUAUCAAAUGCAUUUGUGAUAGCAUACACAAGCGAUUUUAUCCCUAGAAUGGUAUACAAAUAUAAAUAUUCCCUUAACGAAAAUCUGGUGGGCUAUAUCGAUUCGUCCCUUUCAGUAUUUAAUACUUCAGACUACUAUGAUGAUAUGGGGCCUGCCGAUAAAAGUGCAAACGUAGACUUAUGCCAAUAUAGAGGGUAUAGAAAUGGUCCAAAUGAGACGAAUCCUUAUGGUUUAAGUCCACAAUACUGGCAUGUAUUUGCUGCAAGACUGGCAUUUGUGGUGAUCUUUGAGCAUGUUGUAUUUGCAUUAGUGGGAGUAAUGCAAUAUGUGAUACCAGAUAUACCUUCAGAGUUAAAUACACAAAUUCAAAGAGAAACAUUAUUGGCCAAAGAAGCUAAAUAUGAACACGGCCUAAGGAAGACUGAUUAUGACUACGAAGACGUGUUAAAUACUAUAAGAGAAAAUGAUAAUUCUAAUAAAAAUAACGAUAGCAAAAUAGGUAUUCGCGGUUCUUGGGCGCGAAGGCUCAGCAAACUCUCGGACGGAUUAGAAGCUCAUGUUGAAGUGGUGAGUAAGAGGAAAAAUUCGCUUACUUCAACAACCUUAUGGGAAUUUUCAUAAUAAUUAUUAUUUAGAUAUAGCACAUUAUUGUAUAUAGAAUGAUUACUUUUUGUAUUAUCAUUAAUUUUUUUUGUUAUUUACCUACUUAAGAUCUAAUUGAAGUUUGUUUAUAGAAGUGUUGUGACAUAAGUAUAAACUACACAUAAAUAUAGAAAAUAUUAUGAGUGGUACAAAACCUAAAGGGCUAAAAUUAAAACAUACAAUAGAUGUAUUAAUUGAUAAAAGCACUUUUUAAAUGCUAAUUAUAUAAACUUUUUGUGCCAUAAUAAUUGCUUAUAAAUUAAGACUUAAAAAACUAUC
Anthonomus grandis grandis is the source of this 3793-nucleotide messenger RNA. RefSeq names its product anoctamin-4. Gene Ontology annotation, molecular function: chloride channel activity; protein dimerization activity. Gene Ontology annotation, biological process: chloride transmembrane transport. Bases 203 to 3493 code for a protein of 1096 amino acids. The transcript has 22 exons. Gene Ontology annotation, cellular component: plasma membrane. NCBI's taxonomy places the organism in Eukaryota, Metazoa, Arthropoda, Insecta, Coleoptera, Curculionidae. The record is from RefSeq and is a predicted model, not a curated record.